UGGAAGAACCCUAAGGCGGCUCCGGGUGCUACCUACUGUCCCACGGGGGUGGAGAAGAUUGCAAACUGCAUCACUCACCUGCCGUGGGUUCCACUAAGCGUGAUGGGUGCUCUGCGGCUCAUCUCAAAGGCUAAAACCCCGUCUGAACUGGCCGUUGCUACUGUCUACGGCAUUGCCCUUGUCCUCCUCUUCAGCGCCUCCUCUGCCUUCCACUGUUCCUCACUGUUUCCACCCUGGUGA
Messenger RNA from Dibothriocephalus latus, 240 nucleotides. The record is from the annotation of a GenBank genome assembly. Lineage: Eukaryota; Metazoa; Platyhelminthes; Cestoda; Diphyllobothriidea; Diphyllobothriidae.